AUAAAUGACACAAAUAAUAUAACUUUCCUAAAGAAAAGGUUUGGUUUGUUUCUUUAGUUUAUGGAUCUUAAAAGAAAUUGUUUUAAAAAUGUACCCAUGUCGAAUUUUAACACGAGGAACCCAAUUUAUCAAUAUAUUUCAAAAGAAAAAUUAUUCAUCAGAAGCGGAAAUUAAAACAUCCCCGUAUAAAGUUCAUAAAUUACCAUCAGAACCGUCACAAACUUCAAAAAUUGCCAAAGAAGAAGCGUUACAAAUGUAUGAAUACAUGGUCGCAAUACGUCGAAUGGAAAACUUGUUGGCUCAGCUUUAUACUAAAAAAUUAAUUCGUGGAUUUUGUCAUUUAUAUGAUGGUCAAGAAGCUGUUUGUGUUGGAAUUAAAUCAAUGAUGAGUGAUAAAGAUGAUAUAAUAUCGUCGUAUAGAGCUCAUGGUUGGAAUUUGGUGAUGGGAAAUUCAAUGCAUGGUGUUAUAGCCGAACUAAUCGGAAAAGCUACGGGGGUUUCGCAAGGAAAAGGUGGUUCGAUGCAUACAUAUGGGAAAAAUUUUUAUGGUGGAAAUGGAAUUGUUGGUGCUCACGUUCCUUUAGGAACUGGAAUGGCUUUACAACAUAAAUAUAAUAACACAGGUGGUAUAUCUGUGAUUUGUUUCGGAGAUGGUGCUGCUAAUCAAGGACAAGUUUUCGAAGCUUAUAACAUGGCUAAAUUGUGGAACUUACCGGCUUAUUAUGUCGUUGAGAAUAAUCUUUACGGUAUGGGAACAAGUUCGAAAAGAUCAUCUGCGAAUCCAGACUAUUAUACAAGAGGUGAUUAUAUCCCUGGUGUUCAAGCAGAUGGUAUGGAUUUUUUUUCGAUACGUGAAGCUACGCGGUUUUGUAAGGAAUAUAUUUUGAGCGGAAAAGGCCCGAUAAUUCUUGAAGCAGUAACGUAUCGUUAUCAUGGACAUUCUAUGUCAGAUCCAGGUACGAGUUAUCGAUCACGAGAUGAAAUUAAACAAAAACGUGAGUCAUCUGAUCCAAUAAUGCAGUUUAAGAAAAAGGUUACUGCGGCAAAUGUUUGCAACGAAGAAGAAUUCAACAAUGUGGAUGCUAAAGUUAAAAAAGAAUUAAAAGAAGCUGCUGAUCGAGCUUCUAAAGAACCAUUUCUUGAUGCACCCGCACUUGUUUACGAUAUUUACGCUAUUAAUUUGGAAGGAAAAAUAAGAACUGUUCAUUAUGAUAAACCACUUGAACAUAAAGUAACAGGAUUAGCUGUAAAUCUAAAAUAAUUUUUGGCUAUUUAAAGAAUACACAAUGUGUUAUGUUUUGUA
Molecule: messenger RNA, 1303 nt
Organism: Onthophagus taurus
Lineage: Eukaryota; Metazoa; Arthropoda; Insecta; Coleoptera; Scarabaeidae
Product: pyruvate dehydrogenase E1 component subunit alpha, mitochondrial-like
Biological process (GO): pyruvate decarboxylation to acetyl-CoA
Cellular component (GO): intracellular membrane-bounded organelle
Molecular function (GO): pyruvate dehydrogenase (acetyl-transferring) activity
Source: RefSeq, a predicted model, not a curated record